AUAUAGAAAUCUAAAUAAUGCAGUCGAGAACGGUUUCGGCGUUCCAGACCACACAGAAAUCGUAUGACAGUAUUACGGAAAACAGUAACAGUCAAGAUGCUAUCCAAAUAUUCAAAUUCGAUGAAGACACCGAAAAAAUUAUAUUUUACGAAGAUCGGCUGCAGUUACUGAAACGUGAUGAAAUCAAAGAUUGUAAAGUUUGCGUCAUUUCAAUCAAUGGAAGCUACAGAACAGGCAAAUCUUUCCUCCUCAAUUUUUUUUUGCAUUACCUUAGAAACAAGUGCGAAAAUGUAAAAGAAUGGAUGGACGUAGAUGACACACUGACUCCUGGAUUUUUAUGGAAAAGUACUGUGAACAGAGUUACAGAUGGUAUUUUUAUAUGUCCAGAGAUUUUUUUAACGAAAACAAAAAAAGGCGAACAAAUUGCUAUAAUUUUGAUGGACACUCAAGGAACGUCCGACAACAGAGCCUCUGACACUGAGUGCUCUAAAAUUUUUGCCCUCAGUGCAUUAAUUAGCUCGGUCCAAAUUUACAACCUCCAGAAGAAACUUAAUUCAGAUGACCUGAAAAUGUUACAAUUAUUUACGGGAUAUGGCGCAAUGUUUAGCGAAAGCGGGCACAAACCUUUCCAAGAUUUGCUCAUUUUGAUUCGAGAUUGGAUACAUCCUGAUGAAUUCGAUUUCGGUUUUGAAGGUGGCAAAGAAUUAUUAAAUUCAGCAUUUAAAAAUCACAAAAAAUCCAACCUGAGCGAAAUACAACAAAUUAUUCAAGGAAACUUCCAGAAUAUUCGAUGUUUUUUGAUGCCAAAUCCUAAAGAGAAAGUCGAGACGAAGGCAUUUUAA
Molecule: messenger RNA, 842 nt
Organism: Zophobas morio
Lineage: Eukaryota; Metazoa; Arthropoda; Insecta; Coleoptera; Tenebrionidae
Product: atlastin-like
Exons: 6
Coding region: 18-842 (274 amino acids)
Biological process (GO): endoplasmic reticulum organization; protein homooligomerization
Molecular function (GO): GTP binding; GTPase activity
Source: RefSeq, a predicted model, not a curated record